This is a messenger RNA of Ziziphus jujuba (common jujube), 1406 nucleotides long. RefSeq lists its product as uncharacterized. The transcript has 2 exons. The coding region runs from base 737 to 1240 and encodes 167 amino acids. NCBI's taxonomy places the organism in Eukaryota, Viridiplantae, Streptophyta, Magnoliopsida, Rosales, Rhamnaceae. The record is from RefSeq and is a predicted model, not a curated record.
GACGAUGAAGUUUGAGAGUUGUGGUGGUUGUAGUGGACUGGUUAUGGAGGAUUUAAGGGAGGAGUUAUUGGCAGAGAUAUUGGUUAGAACGUCGGCGAAAGAUGUGGUGAGGUGCAAGUACAUGUGCAAGUCAUAGCACCGAUUAAUUUCAGAAGAUGAAAAUUUGAUGCUCAGGAGGUUAUGGCCUAAUUCCCCCAUUGCUGGUAUCUACUUCUGGAGUUUGGUGCUGUACAAACAUUCUCACUUCACCCAACGAAGACGAUCAUACAUUGAUUUUCUUAUUCAGUUUUCCGAUGUUGCCGAUAUCAAUUUUGUGUCUGUCCCUCUUGAAACGGAGCCAGAGCGAAUUCAGCCAUCUUGGGUUCUCAUUGACUACUCCAAUGGCUUAGAACUUCUGUUCGACUCGAGCUUUUGGCAGUACGUUGUUUUCAAUACCACCACAAAACAACAAUGCUAUCUUCCUAAAGCACUCGAACACUCCAGAAAGUUCCAUUUUUUGGUAGCCUUGGCUUUUGAUCCUAUAGAAUCCCUUCAUUACAGAGUUGUCCAGAUGAGUGAACCCAUAUCCAUGGACAUGUAUGAACAAAUUGGUCCCGAGGCCUCACUUGUUCUGGACGUGUUUUCUUCUGAAACUGGACACUGGGUUUGACAUCAUCUUCAACUGGGUACAAUUUUUGCACGUAAUUCAUUGUUGUUUUAAAGGCAUUUCACUUACUUCCGUGGAGUGUUGUAUUGGAUGGUAAGCUCAUCCAAUAUUUUAUGCAUUGACCUUGAUAAUCUUGCCAAAACUCCUACCUGUCUUCUUCACGUCCCUUAUCGAGAGAAAGCUGUGGUAGCUCGUGUAAAUGAUGCAAAAAGAGAGGUUGAAUCCUCUGAUAUGUGUAAAAUUGGACGUCUUGGGGUGUCAAUGAACCACCUUUAUUAUUGUAGACGUGUAAGUAGGUUGGGUGCUUUCUGUGUUUGGUUUUAUGUUGAUGGUGGCAAUAGAAAUGGCCCUGGUGAAUGGGUUCUCAAAUUUAGUGUUUCCCACCGUUAUCUGCAAGAUAUUAUAUUCGAUCAACUUUCACUUCGCCGUGAAACAUGGAUUGAACCCAUUGCUGUUACUCCAAAUGCUGAUGUCUUGUUCGUUGGAGCUAAAGACUGGAUCUUAAGCUACCAUAUUGAAAGCAAAAAACUUCAGUUGGUGUAUGAAGGAGCACCUAAUAGAGAACAAUCGCUUCUGAUGGUGGGGAGAUUUUAAGUAUGGAUACACAUGAUUUACAUGAUAAUUAGUGAAGUUUCAAGUGUUUGUAAACAAUUGUGACAAAGUGAUUUACAGAACAUUUGUUCAGACAAAAUUACAUGCAUGUGGAACCAAAGUUUUUGUAAAUAAUUCUAAUAAGAUUAUAAUUUAUAUGACACAAAAA